CGUCAAGAAAAAAUUGGUGCUGGCAGGCACAAAUAAGAACGGACGGAAGCGUCGUGGAGGUGAAAGUUACUACCCGACGACUUCCACGAGUUCUAUAGCGAGGAAUAUAACCAACUGGCUAGAGAACACUCGAAAUGUAGGCGAGAAAGUAUUGGGCCGGCCAACAACGGACUCACUCGCGGUUGUUGUGCAUGGAGA
Messenger RNA from Amoebophrya sp. A25, 198 nucleotides. Lineage: Eukaryota; Dinophyceae; Syndiniales; Amoebophryaceae. The record is from the annotation of a GenBank genome assembly.